AUGAGUAUGUUUCCGGUUCGAGUUGUGGUCGAAUCGGUACGACCACAGAACUGCUUAACAUGUGCCCAAGAUGGGCAUAUGCUUGUUGAUUCCUAUGCCAUAGUUUCUGGAGCAACUUUGCUAAGUCAACUGGUUGAUACGGUUCUCAGCGCACUAGGAAUGCCACAAUUGGCAAUUAAUUCCAGAGGUAUGAGCUAA
Enterobius vermicularis (human pinworm) is the source of this 198-nucleotide messenger RNA. Lineage: Eukaryota; Metazoa; Nematoda; Chromadorea; Rhabditida; Oxyuridae. The record is from the annotation of a GenBank genome assembly.